This is a messenger RNA of Oncorhynchus nerka (sockeye salmon), 2773 nucleotides long. RefSeq names its product probable G-protein coupled receptor 82. Gene Ontology annotation, biological process: G protein-coupled receptor signaling pathway. The transcript is spliced from 5 exons. The record is from RefSeq and is a predicted model, not a curated record. Gene Ontology annotation, molecular function: G protein-coupled receptor activity. Gene Ontology annotation, cellular component: membrane. Bases 195 to 1481 code for a protein of 428 amino acids. Lineage: Eukaryota; Metazoa; Chordata; Actinopteri; Salmoniformes; Salmonidae.
UCGCAUGCAUUCAAACAUAGACACACACAUACACUCUCUUGCGUUCUGUUCUCUUUCUCACACACUUCCCCUAUUAAAAGCUCAGGGGACAAACAGGAUAUUUUAUGCUCUACAUACACCUUUCAUACCAACAUAUCUUACAAUUCACUACCUCGUAAAUAUACAUCAUUGAUCUCUGUACUUCUGACAGAUCAAUGGAGAACACAACCCAACCCUUCCCACCUGUGUCUAACACCUUCUGCCUCAAUCACUCCUCCUUCUCUGCCAUAACCACCUUCCCUGUCUCCCCCCUCUGCCCCUCCUUCACCACCCGCUUCAUCCUCCCCUCCCUCUACGCCCUCCUCUUCCUUACGGGUCUCCCGGGCAACGCUCUCUCUAUCUGGGUGUUCCUGAGGAGUAUUCCCACCCAGACCUCCACCCAUGUCUACCUGUUCCACCUGGGCCUGUCCAACCUGUGCCUCUCCCUCACCACCCCCUUCCUGGCCGCCUACUACUCACAGGGUCCCGUUUGGCCGGCCUGGAGCCCCCUGUGCCAGCUGGUCCUCCAUGGGGUCACCCCCAUUCAGCAGAUCAACAUCUACAUCAGUGUCUUUAUCCUGACCUGGGUGGCGCUCAGCCGCUUUGCCACCCUCAUCCAGCACACCCAUGCAAGCCGCCCCAGCACCUGCACCACCCUGCUACCCCAUGCCUUCUUCACCAGGCUGAGACGGGUGAGGUUCGCCAAGGCCGUGUGCGCCUGGAUCUGGGGGAUGGUGGUGUUUGCCACAGUACCCGUGACAGUUUACUAUUCAGUGAAGGAGACGAAGGUGGAUGUAGGGAGUGAGGAUGGAGAGAGAGGAGGACGGGGUGAAGAGGAGGGGGGGAGGGUGUGUUACAGUGUGGCAAUGGAGAUGGGGGGAAGCCUGUCAAGGGGGGCGAAUGUGGUGUCCAUUGUGAUCUUCUUCAUGUGUUUCCUGCUGGUGCUGAUGUCGUAUGUGGCGGUGGCGAGGCAUAUAUGGAGGUCGCGUCAGUGUGCCGUUGUCAAUGGUUCCCAGAGGCUGCUGGGUAGAGUGUUCCGGAACAUCGUGGUGAUCCAGGUGGUUCUGAUAGUGUGCAUGUUGCCUUACCACAUCUUCAAGUCCAUCUUUAUCUCCAUAGUCCAGCACCAAGCUGACCCAGCCACCACCAUUAGGGGGCCCUGCCAUCCUCUCUCUGCCAUUGUUGAGGUCAAGAACUUCCUGCUUUGCCUCACCACGCUGAGGAGUUCGGUCGACCCGGUGAUGUACUUCUUGUUGGACAAGACCUUCCAAAGACAUGUCAUGUUACUGCUUAGGCUCCACCCACAGAAUUCCAGCAUCCAAUCAUCCGGUGGGGCCACCACGCAGGCCACCACCAGAGCCAAUCCAAUUGGUGGGAGGUUGGAGAUGACUGUGUGUCACAAGGGUCAGGGGUCAUGGAAAGAGUCACAAUCUGUGAACUGGAGUCUGUGCAGUGCUCUGUAAAGAUUGUUUAGGAUUUUGCUAUUUUACAUUGACCACUUCCAUCACCUCAUUCAACAACAUUCCUUUAUUGACCAGGAGAAGUGAGUCCAAUACUUUUACCAUGUGGUGCUGUUUUUUUACUCCUGCUAUAUUUAUAGAGCACGUUGUAUAUUUAUGAGCGAGAAGGAGAAGGAAUGUGUAACUGAUAUGUACACUACUGUUGGGAUCACUUAGAAAUGUCGUUGUUUUUGAAAGAAAAUCUUUUUUUUUUUGUCCAUUAAAAUAACAUCAAAUUGAUCAGAAAUGCAGUGUAGACAUUGUUAAUGUUGUAAAUGACUAUUGUAGCUGGAAACGGCAGAUUUUAUAUGGAAUAUCUACAUAGGCGUACAGAGGCCCAUUAUCAGCAACCAUCUCUCCUGUGUUCCAAUGGCACGUUGUGUUAGCUAAUCCAAGUUUAUCAUUUUAAAAGGCUAAUUGAUCAUUAGAAAGCCCUUUUGCAAUUAUGUUUGCACAGCUGAAAUCUGUUGUUCUGAUUAAAGAAGCAAUAAAACUGUCCAUCUUUAGACUAGUUGAGUAUCUGGAGCAUCAGUAUUUGUGGGUUCGAUUAAAGGCUCAAAAUGGCCAGAAAGAAAUCAUUUUUUCUGAAACUCGUCAGUCUAUUCUUGUUCUGAGAAAUGAAGGCUAUUCCAUGCGAGAAAUUUCCAAACACACACACACACACACAAAAAGAGAAAGAAUGAGAGAGGAAAAAAGCAUCACUGGUGCUGUACAGACUCAACCAAGGACUGAUAGGGCCCAGAGGCAGCAGCAAUAUUGCUAACCUACACCUGCUUCAACAAGAGACUUCUGCCUUCAAUCUGUACCCUUUAUGCAGGGUGUACACGGUUUAUUUUUCCUUGUCUAAAUAUGAUGUUCAAAGUGCUACCUUUUCACACAAAGUUAAAUCCACCUUUACUUUUAACCAGUGGCGGUCUGUCACGUUCUGACCUUUAUUUCCUUUGUUUUGUGAUUAUUUAGUAUGGUCAGGGCGUGAGUUGGGGUGGGCAGUCUGUUUGUUGUUCUAUGAUUUGGGGAUUUCUAUGUUUCGGGCCUAGUAUGGUCCUCAAUCAGAGGCAGGUGUCAUUAGUUGUCUCUGAUUGAGAAUCAUACUUAGGUAGCCUGGGUUUCACUGUGUGUUGGUGGGUGUUUGUUUCCGUGUCUGUGUUUUUCACCACACGGUACUGUUUUGGGUUUCGUUCGUUCCACGUUUAUUGUUUUUGUAUUAAGUCGUGUUCAUGUUUAGUAUUUCUUAUUAAAAGAACCAUGGACACUUA